Messenger RNA from Balaenoptera acutorostrata (minke whale), 9483 nucleotides. It is a transcript of the gene DAGLA, whose product is annotated as diacylglycerol lipase alpha. Lineage: Eukaryota; Metazoa; Chordata; Mammalia; Artiodactyla; Balaenopteridae. Gene Ontology annotation, cellular component: dendrite membrane; postsynaptic membrane. The transcript has 19 exons. The record is from RefSeq and is a predicted model, not a curated record. Gene Ontology annotation, biological process: lipid metabolic process. The coding region runs from base 3674 to 6964 and encodes 1096 amino acids.
CCAGCUUGGCGACUCUGACUGUGUGUUCAAGCACCAGGUGGGGUGGAGGUAAUGGGAAAGCUGGGAGCCUCUGGGGCCUUUCUGAGCCUUGGUUUACUCACCCAUAAAAGGGGGCCCCAGGACUGUUUCCAAGGCCCCUUCUAACCCUGACGUUCCUGCAGUAGGUGUGGGCUUUGGAUGGCAGAAGGAAGGACCUGUGUCUCUUGCCUGCUCAGCCUCCUGCUCCUCUGAAGGUGGGGGGCAGAGUCUCUGAGCCUCAGCCUCCUCGUUCUUCAAUAGAAAUAUUUAGCGGAAGAGCCAGAUUCACUGAGCACCUAGUCUGUGACAAGUGCUGGCUUAAGUGUAUGACUCAUUUAACCCUUGUGACAAUUCUGAGGUAGCUACUGUUCUUAGCCCCACUUUAGACAUAAGGAACCAUGGCACAGAGAGGUUAAGUAACUUGUCCAAGGUCACACAGCCAGUAAGUGCAGAGCCAGGACUCAGCCACAGCCUGUUUUUAGAGCAUGUGGAGUGAGAGCGAGGCUGUCACCCUGCGUCACUGCUGUGAGGAUAGCAGGUGAUUAGUCCAGGACAUGGGAGGUGCUCAGUUGAUGUCAGAUGUAUCCCGGUGGCCUGGACCUGGCUGUCAUCCCUUCCUUCAGGCUCAACUUCUAGCCCAUUUUUGGCCCAGAUGCCUGAAGCCGCCUCUGCCAGGUGGGAAAUCUCAUGGGCUGACGUAGAGGCUGCUGGUGACACUGGACGGGCCUCCUACAGCAUAUCAUCCUGUCCUCUGUGGUUCACACUGACCCUGGUGUCCUGGCCCCCCUGCAGGCAAGCGAGGUGACCUCCCAUGUCCCACCAACCCCGAGCUGGAACUCUCUGUCCCGGAGGCAGCCCGUGCCUUCCUCCCUUCCCUGGGAGCUCUCAGCACCCCACCAGCUGGGACCCACUGCCAAGGGGCACUUCUCCCUGAAACCUGCUCCCUGGACCAAGCCCAAGGGGACCUUAGGAUCAGGGGAUGAGCGCCCAGCCCAGGGCGCUUUAAAUAGCAGCCCCCCUGCUCAGGGCCUGUGGCGGGAGCAGGUAACCCUGUCAGGGCUCAUAUGUGCUCAGUCCGGCCCUUACUGAUCAGCUGGAGCCAAUCACGGGCAUCAGCAGCACCUGCCCAAACCCUGGCACCUGUCGCAGAUCACCCUGCCACGAAGUCCCCAGAAGCCCCUCAGGAGCCCUGUUGAUAUGAUGCCCCCCACCCACCCACCGUGAAUGGAGCCCUGGGCUCCGCCAGGACCUAUGCAGACCUCCGUGACCUCGUCCCAGCCAGCUCUCGCUGCAGCCUUCCGUGGGGGUGACGUUGUCCCUGUUUUUCAGCUGAAGAAACCAAAGCCCUAGCACAGUUAAGACAGCCAGAGGAGAGGAUGGUCAGGGAGAGCGCUGGGGAGGGACAUUUCCCCAAAACUGAAGGAUUUGAACGAAAACUGGAAGGAGCCAUGCCUCCAGCGCUUAUGGCAGCUGCUUCAGGGGGAUGGAGCAGUGGUUUGGAGGGGCCAGGGCUGCCCAGGGGGAGAGGGGCUGUGAAGGAGAGCAAUGCUGCAAGGCCCCCGCCCUCCGGGACUCUCGGUUGAGCUGGGACAGGGAUGGGCAGCAAGGAAUCAGCAAGUUUAAGACAGUGCCCAGGGCUCCAUUGGGAUGUCUAUGCCUGGGAUCCUUAGGGCUUGGGGAGUAUCUUCCUGCUCCAGGACUCAGAGAGGGCAAGGCACCUGCCCAAGGUUGCACAGCCUGCCUGCCAGUUACUGAGACCCUUAGCUGCUGCCUGAGAGGCUUGGACUUUAUCCUGCAGACAACUGGAGCCGUGGAAGGUUUUUAAAGUAGGGGUCAGCAUGUGCAUUUUAGAAAAUAGUUUUGCAUUUUUAGAGAGAGGAACUCCGAGAAUGGUUAAUACUUAACUCGGGGGCCUGAAUCUCCAUCAAGGAAAUUGGGCUUUGUGGGUGGAGGAAGGGGGCCUCGGAGUGCCACUCAAGUCAUUCCAUCCACGUGUGGGGGGGUGUCCUGGUGCCCCCCUCACACCUGCCUCUGUUGGGGGGGGUGCCCAGCCAGGGGCAUGGGAGGCACCCAGCAGUGCCCCUGUUCUCCCCCGCCCGCCGGAGGGGGCGCCACACCUCCCCUGGAAGUGCCCCUGGUCUGGGUAAGGAAGGGAGGCUGUGCGCUGCCCCCACUGAGGUUACUGAAGGGCACGGACCCUGUGCCCUAGGGGAGGAGAGCCAGAGGUAGUGCUUUGUGGCAGCCCCAGACCAGGAAGUAGCCUCUGCCCUCCCCCAUCCUGAGACAUUUCCUCCGGAUGAAAUCACAUCCCCAGCAGGGGAACAGGCCCCCAUUGUGAAGGGCUGGGGUCUCGAGAGAAAGGGCGUCUUUCAGGCCCUUAAAAAUAGCAGCCCUGAGAUGUAUGAAUCUGCAUGGGGUAGAGUGGCCCACCCUCCCCCCAGCAGCAGCACAGGCCCUGUCGCCCCCCAGCCCACACCGUGACCUGGUGGUGACCAGCUGGAGAAUCCACUAGCCCGGGCCGGGGAGGGGCGGCUGGUCCACCGGGUUCACACACUCUCCCUCUGCUUCGCCCGCCUGAGCUAAGACCGUCGCUGGCUUUGUCCAGCACUGCUGGGCCCUCUCGUAUGGUCCGCACUAGACCCUUAGCAGGUGGGGAUAAUCGACACUUUACAGAUGAGGAAACUGAGACACAACUAGUAAGUCAUACCUUUAGUGGGUGACGGAGCCCGUGUUGGAAGCCAGGCAGCGCUGGGCCUAGGAUUCUGCAGUGGUGGGCUGGGCCCGGGUGCAGGCUGGAGGGCGCGGGGUGUGGUCCCCAGGCCUGUAAUGGGGCACCCGGUGGGGUCAGCCCGCAGCAGCCCUGCCACGUGACCUCGGUGGGACUGGCACUGACCACAGCUGUCGGCUGGGCACUCCCUGAGCUGGGGGACAGAGGCUGCCACUGGCCGUAUCACUCCAGGGUCUUGACAGAUCUUCGGCCACUUCUGCAGGGGUGCCAGGCUCGCCCCACCUCUCCUGUGAGAGCAGGGAGGGCGGGGCCGCGUGCACGCGAGGUUGUUAAGUGAAUGAUACGUGUGAGUUGAGGGAGUUUUAGCCAUUCUAGACUCCAAGAGGUGAAGGGCGGGUGUGAGAGCAGGCGAUUGGGAAGGGUUCACCCUUGCAUCCCUGAGAACGAGAUGUUCUAGGCUCCUGGCAGGGCAGCCCUCACCCGCCAGCCCCUCUGGGACAGCCCUCCCCUUCCUCUGCUGGGGUCUGGCCUGAUUAGAGCGGCGCUGCAGCACCUGCUGGGACCUCUCAGUCAUUUCAUCUGUGUGAGGGGCCCCUGAGCCCAACCCCAUGCUCCAGCUCACCCUCCGUGGGCCACCUGGAAUCAGGGAAGGGCUGUAGAGAGCUGGCGGCUGAAAUACCAGCUGUUGGCAGCUCUGUCCUUCCCAGCCCUGCUGCCACCCAUGGAGUCCCAGCCCCUCCCAUCCCGUCCGUCCUUUCAAACCGGAGCCGGUGCGGUCAGCCACUUGUCACAGACACAGGACUGGAGCCCCGGCCUCCUGCAGUCCCAGACCCCCACCCCCGGACACCCCGCCACGCAGCUCCGCGCUCUCCAUCCUUCUCCCGCUUCCCAGAAUCCGUGCUCCGACUCCUCCUAGGAGAGAGUGGGAUGAUGUCACUUCCUGAGGGUGGGGGGAGGAGUAGGCACGACCCCAGCAGGCUAGCCCGCCAGCCUGCCCGCCAGGCCGCCACCUCUCUGGGAGCAGCCUGGCAGCGGCUGGAUGAAGUGGCUGCACCAGGGAGAGGGCGACCGAGACGGGCUGGGCUGGACGUGCUGGCCGGCCACCUGGCUCCACACGCCGUCGCCCACCCUGAGGGCCGCGCCCACCGGCCGGGGAGACUUGGCCACUUCCCGAGUGAUGCCGGUCUCCGCAGACACUCUUUUUCCCUGGAGCCGUCACCGGGGAGAGGAGGACUUGCCGCCCACCUCUGGACCAGGUGCCAUGAGGUGAGCGCCAGGCCCGCUGAGCCUCUGCAGAGCUGCCAGCCAUGCCCGGGAUCGUGGUGUUCCGGCGGCGCUGGUCUGUGGGCAGCGAUGACCUCGUCCUGCCAGCCAUCUUCCUCUUCCUCCUGCAUACCACCUGCCAUCCUGGUGAUCGAGUUCAUCUACGCCAUCGUGGGCAUCGUCUGGCUCACUCAGUACUACACCUCCUGCAAUGACCUCACUGCCAAAAACGUAACGCUCGGGAUGGUCGUCUGCAACUGGGUGGUCAUCCUGAGCGUCUGUAUCACUGUCCUCUGCGUCUUCGACCCCACCGGCCGCACCUUCGUCAAGCUGAGGGCCACCAAGAGGAGGCAGCGCAACCUGCGGACUUACAACCUGCGGCACCGCUUAGAAGAGGGUCAGGCCACCAGCUGGUCGCGCCGGCUCAAAGUGUUCCUCUGCUGUACUCGGACGAAGGACUCCCAGUCAGACGCCUACUCGGAAAUCGCCUACCUCUUUGCCGAGUUUUUCCGAGACCUGGACAUCGUGCCCUCCGACAUCAUCGCUGGCCUGGUGUUGCUCCGGCAGCGGCAGCGGGCCAAGCGCAACGCCGUGCUGGACGAGGCCAACAAUGACAUCCUGGCUUUCCUGUCUGGGAUGCCGGUGACCAGAAACACCAAGUACCUCGACCUCAAGAACUCGCAAGAGAUGCUCCGCUACAAGGAGGUCUGCUACUACAUGCUCUUUGCCCUGGCUGCCUACGGAUGGCCCAUGUACCUGAUGCGGAAGCCGGCCUGUGGCCUCUGCCAGCUGGCCCGGUCCUGCUCGUGCUGCUUGUGUCCCGCACGGCCCCGGUUUGCCCCUGGAGUUACCAUCGAGGAAGACAACUGCUGCGGCUGCAACGCCAUCGCCAUCCGGCGCCACUUCCUGGACGAGAACAUGACCGCGGUGGACAUCGUCUACACCUCCUGCCAUGAUGCGGUCUAUGAAACCCCCUUCUACGUGGCAGUGGACCACGACAAGAAGAAAGUGGUGAUCAGUAUCCGGGGAACCCUGUCCCCCAAGGAUGCCCUGACAGACCUGACCGGUGACGCCGAGCGCCUCCCUGUGGAGGGGCACCAUGGCACCUGGCUGGGACACAAGGGAAUGGUCCUCUCGGCUGAGUACAUCAAAAAGAAGCUGGAGCAGGAGAUGGUCCUGUCCCAGGCCUUCGGGCGAGACCUGGGCCGCGGAACCAAACACUACGGCCUGAUAGUGGUGGGCCACUCCCUGGGCGCAGGCACUGCUGCCAUCCUCUCCUUCCUCCUGCGCCCCCAGUACCCGACCCUCAAGUGCUUUGCCUACUCCCCCCCAGGGGGCCUGCUGAGCGAGGACGCCAUGGAGUAUUCCAAGGAGUUUGUGACAGCUGUGGUCCUGGGCAAAGACCUUGUCCCCAGGAUCGGCCUCUCCCAGCUGGAAGGCUUCCGCAGACAGCUGCUGGAUGUCCUGCAGCGAAGCACCAAGCCCAAGUGGCGAAUCAUUGUAGGGGCCACAAAAUGCAUCCCCAAGUCGGAGCUGCCCGAGGAGGUGGAGGUGACCACCCUGGCCAGCACGCGGCUCUGGACCCACCCCAGUGACCUGACCAUCGCCCUGUCAGCCAGCACCCCUCUCUACCCGCCCGGCCGCAUCAUCCACGUGGUCCACAACCACCCAGCGGAACAGUGCUGCUGCUGCGAGCAAGAGGAGCCCACGUACUUCGCCAUCUGGGGCGACAACAAGGCCUUCAACGAGGUGAUCAUCUCGCCGGCCAUGCUGCACGAGCACCUCCCCUACGUGGUCAUGGAGGGGCUCAACAAGGUGCUGGAGAACUACAACAAGGGCAAGACGGCCCUGCUCUCUGCUGCGAAGGUCAUGGUGAGCCCCACGGAGGUGGACCUGACUCCCGAGCUCAUCUUCCAGCAGCAGCCGCUGCCCACGGGACCACCCGUGCCCGCCGGCCUGGCCCUGGAGCUGCCCGCCGCAGACCACCGAAACAGCAGUGUCAGGAGCAAGUCCCAGUCUGAGAUGAGCCUGGAGGGCUUCUCGGAGGGGCAGCUGCUGUCCCCUGUGGCCGCGGCAGCCCGCCAGGACCCAGUGGAGCUGCUGCUGCUGUCCACCCAGGAGCGGCUGGCGGCCGAGCUGCAGGCGCGGCGGGCGCCGCUGGCCACCAUGGAGAGCCUCUCGGACACGGAGUCGCUGUACAGCUUCGACUCGCGCCGCUCCUCCGGCUUCCGCAGCAUCCGCGGUUCACCCAGCCUCCACGCCGUGCUGGAGCGCGACGAGGGCCACCUCUUCUACAUUGACCCCGCCAUCCCCGAGGAGAACCCGUCCCUGAGCUCGCGCACCGAGCUGCUGGCGGCCGACAGCCUGUCCAAGCACUCGCAGGACACGCAGCCCCUGGAGGCCACCCUGGGCAGCGGGGGCAUCACCCCCGAGCGGCCCCCCAGCGCAGCCGCCCACGACGAGCUGGAAGAAGGGGGUGGCGGCGGGGCAGCCCCCCGCAGCGGAGAGCUGGCGCUGCACGACGGGCGCCUGGGGGACUCGCCCAGCCCUCAGGUGCUGGAGUUCGCCGAGUUCAUCGACAGCCUCUUCAACCUGGACAGCAAGAGCAGCUCCUUCCAGGACCUCUACUGCAUGGUGGUGCCUGAGAGCCCCACCAGCGACUACGCCGAGGGCCCAAAGUCCCCCAGCCAGCAAGAGAUCCUGCUCCGCGCCCAGUUCGAGCCCAACCUGGUGCCCAAGCCCCCAAGGCUCUUCGCUGGCUCGGCCGACCCUUCCUCGGGCAUCUCGCUGUCGCCCUCCUUCCCACUCAGCUCCUCGGGCGAGCUCAUGGACCUGACACCCACGGGCCUCAGCAGCCAGGAGUGCCUGGCAGUGGACAAGAUCCGGACUUCCACCCCCACCGGCCAUGGGGCCAGCCCCGCCAAGCAGGAUGACCUGGUCAUCUCGGCACGCUAGCACGCCAGGAGUUGCUGCCAGCUGAGGCCCGGGCCAGAGCGGGUGGCUCCUCAGGCUCCUGGUGGCUGCCCCCCCCCAGGCCGGGCAGCUUUGAGGAGAGGCCCCCACGGGGCCAGUGUAGCCUCAGGCAUUGGGCAUUGCUGCUGAGCUGGGGGUCCGCAUCCCUACCUCAGCUUUGGAACCCCCAGAGCCAAGGCAGCUGGGAUCUGGGCCCCCCGGAUAGGGAAUGACAGGGGGGGGGGCGUGGAGCAGGGAGAAGCCUGGGGCAGCCUGCCGGGUGGACAGGGCAACACUCCGCCCUCUCAGCCUGAGUGCCCCCCACGGGGGCAUCCUGGCACCUCCUAUUCCGGGACAGGCCAUGAGUAUGCUGACGCCCCAUCACUGCCCUCUGGCUGCUCUCCCAGGGUGGACAUGGAGAGCGGCCCCCUCCCCACAUAUUCUCAUCUGUGGUCCAGGCUGGCAUCUGCCCUGGCCACCCCCAGAUCUGGUGCCUGCUGGCCAGCCCCCUGGGGUGACCCCCCCCCCCCCCACGAAGGUGGCCCGCAGUGCUGUGUAUGUUUACAGAAGCUGCUGGGCUGGGCUCAGGAUGUGUCCUGGGCUUGCAAGCCCCCUGACCCCCGCUGCAAUCACGUGUUUAGUAGCCCCCUUCUGGGCAGGCAGGUGCCAGCCUCCUCAGGGCCCAAGGCAGCCAUGGGGCCUGGAGGGGCCUACAGGAGGGUGGGGUCAGGACCGCCCCUUCUCUGCUUGAUAUCCCUCAUGCUGAUCCCUCUGUCGAUGGGUCCUGGGUACCCAGGCCUGCCCCAUUACUUCCUGGCCUGCCUUCUACCCCCGGGGAUCCUGGCCACUCAAAGGGUGGAGGGCACAGGUGUGACCACCCCUGCCUGCAGAGUCAGUGCCCUGGAAGGAAGGAGGGCCCCACCAAACCCCCUUUUAAUCACCUCCCCCCAGGCCUGGGCACCCCAGGCCCUGGGCUCUGCAACCAAACACGCCUCCACUCUGCACAGCUGCCCCUCCCCGCUGGCCUGGGCUCUCUCCUGGGAGCGGGCCUCUCUUCCCUCCCACCCCCAAUGUCCUGUUGGCCCUAAGUGGAGCCAAGCAUGGGGUAUUGUGGGACCCGGCUAGAGACCCAGGAGGGCCAGGGGCCCUGGGGCCAUCCCAGUUUAGCCUGAGGCCUCCACAGGCCCCACUUGGGAGGGUUCCUUCCCUGCUGGGUUGGAGAAGCAGCGGGGAAGUGGAGCCCCUGCCUGUCCCCAGAGGCAGAGCGGCGAGGGGGCGCAUGCCGGCACAGGGCGUGUGUGCGCAUGUGCAUGAGUGUGUGCCGAGGAAGGGGCUGCUGGGGCGCCCUCCCCGCCCUGCCCGCCCUGCCUGCCUGCUGCCCCCCCCAGCCUGCCAAGAAAACAGGCAGCAAACAUGAUGGGCACCAUGCGGGGGGGGGCCGCGGGACGAGCUCGGCUUCGGACACGGCCCGUCCCCCUCAUCUCGCCGGCUGCUCUGACCCCUGGUUUGGAAAACUGGUGUGUGCCGAGGCGUUGACCGCCCCGCUUGUGCCUUCAUUUCCUUGGAGGCAAGGUCCCCUGACUCUGGGCCUGCCCAUGGCCUCCCUGGGUUGGCUAGGCUCCCUUGACCGAGACCCCCGUCUCAUGAUCACUGGUACCUGGGACCCCUGCCCACCCUGACGCAUGGGGACAGAGACCUGGGAGCUGGGCCCCCCUCACCCUCUGCGACUCCCAAACCUCAUCAGCCCCAUCAGGCUUCUGCCCCUGCUGGGCCCACCCCCUUUCCCGCACAGAAGCAAGAUGGAAUCAGUGGCUCUUACAGUUUAAAGAAAAACAAAAAAAAAAGACAAAUAAAUCAGAGUAAAGUUCCAACAAGCACCCCAGCCCGUAGCAGGGAGACUUGGGGUCUGGCCUUUUAGUUCCUCCUCCACCAGGGUGGGCCUGGGAUCUCUGAGGGGGCGUGGUGCCCACCCAUGCCCAGGACUGAGCCAUCAGGGACAGACCCCCCCACCCCCAAGGCUGCAGCCGCACAGGGUUACAGGCUUGGGGCUGGGGCAGGCUCGGACUCAGCCCUGGACGCUCCAGGGUCAGCCCACAUCUCACCCGCCCCCUCCCCCACUCUCCCCUGCAGGAUGGGCCUGCUGUGUGUCUCUCCCUUCCUCUGCACACCACACUGGGGGGGUCUGAGCCACCCCCCUCAGCCCGGCUCAGCUCAGACCGACCCCCAUUCUGUCCCCCAGACCUGCAGCACAAGGUUUCCUGGCCGUACGCUGGCCUGUCCUCCCAGGGGCCUGGGCGACCUCCAUAUGCAAUCGGUAGUGAGCAGCUGGGCCCCGCAGACACUCAUGCACUGUACGUGCCAUUCUCCCAUGACUUUUUUUGUACUUAAUGUAUGAAAGAUCCAAACUAAUAUUGCUGUAAAAAGGAGAGACAAAUUAAUAUAGCUUAUUCUAUAAAUAUAUCUGUAUAUAAAGUUUUCUGUAUAUUGUAUAGAGCUGUGUAUAAACUGGAUGUAGAAGCACA